GCGGAGCGGGGAAGAUGGCGGCGGCGGGCGCGGGGGCCGGGCCCGGGCCCGGCGCGGGACCCUCGGCCGGCGCCGGUGCGUCCAACCCGCGCAAGUUCAGCGAGAAGAUCGCACUGCAGAAGCAGCGGCAGGCGGAGGAGACUGCGGCCUUCGAGGAGGUCAUGAUGGAGAUCUGCUCCACACGGCUGCAGGCGCAGAAGCUGCGGCUGGCCCACAGCCGGGGGCCCUUCUACAGCGGCUCCCUGCCCAACGUCAACCAGAUCGGCACCGGCGUGCCCGAAUUCCAGGGCCCGUCGCCGCUGGAUUCCACGCGGAGCACGCGGCACCACGGGCUGGUGGAGCGUGUCCAGCGGGACCCACGCCGGAUGAUGUCCCCCCUGCGCCGCUACGUCCGCCAGAUCGACAGCUCUCCCUACGGACCCACGUACCUGUCACCUCCACCUGAGCCCAGCUGGAGGAGGACCAUGCCCUGGAGCAAUUUCCCCAUGGAGAAAGGACACUUAUUCCGGCUGCCCUCAGCUCUCAACAGGACGAAUUCCGACUCGGCGCUGCACACGAGCGUGAUGAACCCCGCGCCCCAGGACGCCUACCUGGGCCCCUCCCAGGCCGGGCCCCCACCUGGACGCCGAGCUGGUUUCCUGGACGGGGACUCGGACAGCAAAGUGUUUCUUUUCCAAGUGCCUCCCAUCGAAGAGAACUUCGAUGACAACAAGCACUCGCUGAAGCCCUGGGACACCAAGAAGCUCUCGUCCUCCUCGGCCCGGCCACGCUCCUGCGAGGUCCCGGGAAUCCACAUAUUCCCAUCCCCGGAUCAACCUGCCAACGUGCCCCUCAUGCCCUCGGCCCUCAACACGGGGGGGUCCCUGCCCGACCUGACCACGCUGCACUUCCCGUCCCCCCUGCCCACCCCUCUGGACCCUGAGGAGGCCCCGUACCCCCCCCUGAGCGGGGGCAGCAGCACCUCCAACCUGGCCACCACCAUGACCCACCUGGGCAUCAGUGGCACCGGCGGCGUCGGGCUGGGCUACGACCCCCCAGGACUCCCCUCACCUCUGCAGAGCUCCCUGAGUAACCCGUCCCUGCAGUCCUCCCUGAGCAAUCCCAACCUCCAGGCCUCCCUGCGCAGCCCCUCACUCCAGGCCUCCCUCAGCAACCCCUCGCUCCAGUCCUCCCACAGCAGCUCCUCCAUCCCCUCCUCUCUCUCCAACCAGUCCCUGCCUUCCUCCCUGUCCUCCUCGCUCUCCAACCCCUCGCUGCCCACGUCCCCCCGCAGCCAGCCCCUCCAGUCCUCGCCCAGCAACCCCAGCCUGCCCUCGGGGCUGGGCGGCUCCUUCGCGGCCACCUCGCCCCGCCGGCGGGUCCCGCUCAGCCCCCUGUCCCUGCCCGUGGCCGGCGACUGCAGACGGCAGCACCCCAAACAGUUCUCACCAACAAUGUCACCCACAUUGUCCUCCAUCACCCAGGGCGUCCCCCUGGACACCAGCAAGCUGCCAGCGGAGCAGCGGCUCCCGCCGUACCCCUACGGCCAGCCGGGAAUGCUGCUGGGCUCCCAGCCCCCCCCGCGGGCCCCCGCGCCCCCCCCGCGCCCCUACAACCCCCCCUACGCCCCCGGCACCCCCCUGGGGCAGCCCCUGGCACAGCCCCCCGGCGACUUCGGCCUGGGCAGCCUGGAGCAGUUCGGGAUCGGGGAGAGCCCCCCCGGGAACAGCGGAGGGUUCCCCGAGGAGUUGGGGGCCCUGAGUUACCCCCCGAGCGAGGGGGGCUACGACCCCCCCGGCCUGAACCGCCCAAACCUGAGCAACUGCAGCCGCCACGGCCCCAUCCCCAACAUCAUCUUCACAGGCGACUCCCCCCCCGGGCUGUCCAAGGAGAUCGCCACGGCGCUGGCGGGGGUCCCGGGCUUCGAGGUGGAGGGGGGGUCUCUGGGGGGGCUGGGGGGGCUGGAGGAGGAGCUGCGCAUCGAGCCCCUGACGCUGGACGGGCUGAGCAUGCUGAGCGACCCCUGCGCGCUGCUCACCGACCCCGCCGUCGAGGACUCCUUCCGCUCCGACCGCCUCCAGUGAGCCCGGGGGGGCUCCGGCCCCGCGCCCCCCCCCGCCAUCCCCGCCCCCGGGGCCGCCCCCCGGCCCCGCCGCCCGCUGCGCUCCCGCUGAAACGCCGGGAAAGCUCCGGGAAAGCUCCGGGAGAGGCGGGAAGGGGCGCCCCAAACCCGGCUGGAGGGAGCUGCCACUGCCCCCAGCGAGCUCCCCCCAGUCCCAGAAAAAUGGGUAGGGGGCUCUGUCCGGACCCUUCCAACUUGCUCCUAUCCACUGAGCUCGGGGGGGGCCCACGCCACGCCCCCCCCCUCAUUCCCACUCUGGGAAUUGGCCUCACCAGUCACUGUCAUCCCAGGAAAAUCCUGGGAAAAGUGGGGAGGGGGCUCCAGCCGCGGCUCUCAAGGGCUCCUUCUGCUCCAUCCGACUCCAGCAAGGCUGGGGGGGGUCCCCAGCACCCCCCAGUUCCCCCUCCCCAGCCCCCACGGGGUCCUGUUCUCCCAGAAAACCCCGGGACCACCUCGGAGUGGGGAAAACUGGGGAGGGAGAGACAAUCCAGGCACCCCGUGCCCCCCGCCCCCCAAAACAAGCCUGGGGGGUUCCACCCGGCGCCCCUCCCCUAAUUCCCACCCCCAGACCCCACCAGGCACCGUUCUCCUGGGAAAACCCCGGGAAAUUUGGGGAGGGGGUUGCAAUCCAGGCACCCCCAGCAGAGGGCUGUACAUAACCCCGUAGGUAGAGACCCCCGGGGGGGCUGGGGGGGGGGGGGGCUGCUUCUGCCUUUACUUUAUCAUUUUUCCGGCUAAUCAUCAUGUUUAAGGAGAAAUCCCGCUCCCCCCUCCCCAAUAUGUACCCCCAGCCCCCUCCCCAAAUUACCCAGCUGCCGGGGACGUGUAGAAAGCACUUGUAACUUUGCCCCCCUCCCCCCAAAAAUUGCCCCCCCCCCCCGGGGGAGCGCAGGGGGGGCCCGUCCGCGGGUGGGGGGCCCUGGGCCCCCCCCGGAGGGAGCCAGAGUGAUUUAUUAUUAUUAUUAUUUUUUAAAAUAUAUUCUAUGUUAAUUAAA
This is a messenger RNA of Haemorhous mexicanus (house finch), 3096 nucleotides long. It is a transcript of the gene CRTC2, whose product is annotated as CREB regulated transcription coactivator 2. The transcript has 14 exons. The record is from RefSeq and is a predicted model, not a curated record. Gene Ontology annotation, cellular component: cytoplasm; nucleus. The coding region runs from base 15 to 2063 and encodes 682 amino acids. Gene Ontology annotation, molecular function: cAMP response element binding protein binding. Gene Ontology annotation, biological process: protein homotetramerization; positive regulation of transcription by RNA polymerase II. NCBI's taxonomy places the organism in Eukaryota, Metazoa, Chordata, Aves, Passeriformes, Fringillidae.